Labrus bergylta (ballan wrasse) is the source of this 3268-nucleotide messenger RNA. Lineage: Eukaryota; Metazoa; Chordata; Actinopteri; Labriformes; Labridae. The record is from RefSeq and is a predicted model, not a curated record.
UUAAAGAUCACAUUAACUUCUCCUUCGUCAGAUUAUGACACAUGCAAAGUUCUCACUUUUCCCUCGAGGGAAAAAAAACCAGCCACAAAUCAGAUUACAGGAUGUGAAAGGGGCGGAGCUAAGGCCGUAAUCUUGACUGGAGACCAAUAGCUGCUCUCCUUCCUAACAUGAUUCGACCACAAAGCUCCCUCCUGUCUGUUUCUCUGUCGGCAUCCUCUACCUUUCAUUUACCUUUUUCUGAAAGUCUUUUCAAAAGUCUCACUCCGUCUGUUUUAGAGUUUCAAACUCUGACCAUCCAGCCUCCAUGUUUCUCACUCUGCUUCUUAACUCUGCGUUUGACUCUUGAUCCACUGUUCGUCUUCGCUCUUGCUGUGUGUCAGGUGUGACGCACGUUUCGCCUGACCUGCUCUAAUUCCCUAACGAGAUUGCCCGUUCCCCGGAUAUCCCAUUAGACCCUGAUUACCCGGGCUCAGCUCAUUAGCUCUGACAAACCACUUCGCCCGUGUCAACCUCCAGACCGUGUACCGCACUCCUGCAUCCUCACAUUAAAAAAAAAAUCACUAUAAUGCCUAGAGUGCGGUACUCCUUCUUGUCCAGCAGGGGGACGUUUGAUUUUGAGAAGGAAACACAAAAAGAAUGAAAGUCAUGAAGUGCACCUGAAACACCUCCAUGUGCUUCUUGUGGAGGAUGAUGCACUCUUUGCUCUUUGACUCAGUUUGUGUGUUGUGUGUAUUUCUUCUCGGCCGGCCUCGUCUUCUCUCUCAUAUUCUCACAUUUCAUCUCCACCUGUUGCCUUUCUCCUAUCGCCUUGUUCUUUUCAUGUCUUCACCUGCUCUUGUCUUUUGACCUCAUAACCUGAUUUUCUCUGACCAAUCGGUUUACCUACCGCCUCUCGCCCUGCUCCCUCUCCCAGUCUCUCUCUCUCUCUCUCUCUCUCUCUCUCUCUCUCUCUCUCUCUCUCCUGCUCCUUCCCUCUCUAUUUCCAUCUUUGAGCUUUAUCCCUUCAUCCCUUAUCUCCUUCAUCCCCUCCAAUCCUCAUCUGUUCUUCACUGUGGAGGAAGGGAGAGAGAAAGAGAGAGUUUUUCACAAGUAAAGCUGCUAGCAGUCUGCCGGGGGAGAGCGUCGGAGGAGCCAGCGAGCAGGUCGUGCGCUCGAGGAUUGUGGAAUCUAAAAAAGCUCAAAGGGAAACGCAGAGCCGAGAGGUAUCUGGAAGCAGGAGGUGCACAGGUGCAGGAGAAGAGCAGGGACCACACGUCUGUGGAAGAAAAUUGACAGUUUCCUUCACAGUCACUAACAUCCCCCAGCAACCGUCACCAUGGCAGCUGAGAAAGCUGAAAUGGAUGCACUGAAAAAGGAGUGCGAUGGCCUUCGUACACAGAUCGAGGCGGCCCGUAAGGCUGUGAACGACAGCAGCAUGUCAGGAGCAGCAGGGGGCGUGGCCGCUGUGGGCCGGGUCCAGCUGAAGCUCAGGAAGACACUCAAGGGUCACCUGGCUAAAAUCUACUCCAUGCACUGGUCUACUGACUCCAGGUCAAUGGUGAGUGCAUCACAGGACGGCAAGCUGCUGGUCUGGGACACCUUCACAGGAAACAAGCUGGUGGCCGUGCCUCUAAAGUCGGCCUGGGUGAUGAGCGUCGCCUUCGCCCCCUCUGGUAACCUGGUGGCCAGCGGUGGUCUGGACAACAUGUGCACGGUGUACAACAUCAAGGCCGCCAGCCCCAAGACCCUCAGGGAGCUGGACGCACACACAGGUUAUCUGUCCUGCGCCCGUUUCCUCAGCGACUCGGAGAUCCUGACAGCCUCCGGCGACACCACCUGCUGCCUGUGGGAUCUGGAGACCGGGAAGCAGAAGAUCAUCUUCACCAACCACAUCGGGGACUGCAUGUCUCUUGCUCUGUCCGCCGACAUGAACACCUUCGUCUCCGGAGCCUGCGACUCUCUGGCCAAGUUGUGGGACCUGAGGGAAGGGACCUGCAAGCAGACCUUCUCUGGACACACCAGUGACAUCAACGCCAUCUCUUACUUCCCCAAUGGAAACGCCAUUGUCACAGGCUCUGACGACUGCAGCUGCAAGAUGUACGACCUGCGCUCCGACCAGGAGGUGAUCAGCUACCAGGACAGCAGCCUGAACGCCGGCGUCACGUCUUUGUCUCUGUCCAACUCAGGCCGACUCAUCUUUGCAGGAUACGACGACUUCAACUGUCACAUCUGGGACUCACUGAAGGGAGAGAAAGUCGGUGUGCUGUCUGGCCAUGACAACAGGGUGAGCUGCACCGGGGUCCCUGAGGAUGGUAUGGGUGUCUGCACAGGAUCCUGGGACAGCUUCCUCAAACUGUGGAACUGAGGCGUCCCUGCAGAGGAACAAAACACUAGGAGGAGGAAGAGGAGGAGGAGGAGGAGGAGGAGGAGAGGAAGACGAGGAAAAGGGUGAAGAUAGGAAGGAGAAGAGCACAUAGGGGAAUAAGUGGAGAGAUGAGUGAGGUUGGGGGAUAAUAGGUUUGCUCUUCCUCUCUUCCUCUCCCUUUCCUCUUCUUCCUCAGUCAUGUAUGCAAAUAUUGAGAGGCUGCGAGUGAGUCACGUUGUAUAAAUGGCAUCAGGUAAACAGAGCACGAUGCAUCCCGCUGUAUGUGCAGGAGAGUUUUAUUGUUGUUGAGAUGAUUUAAACACUAAGAGAUAAAAAAAAUAAAAAAUAGCGCAUUAUUCAAAGUGAUAACUGAGCAGAGAAGAAGCUCUUACUGAGAAUGUCACGUAAAAACACGUUUAGAUUUUUGACUAAAGAGAGAGGAGACGUGAAUAUUGAAAAUAAGACUGUAGCUUUACAGAUUUAUUUUUAUUUUCUUUCAGAUCUUUGACCUGUAAAAGAGCCCUGCACUUACUUAGAUGGAUAUGUAAAUGAUUUGUAUUUUAGAGUUUAAGAUGUUAGCUCGGAGAGUUCAUGUACAGUGUCUUUAUUUUUAUUCUAUUUUUGGGCCGCACACAUCCAGAGUAUAUGUGUGUUUACGGUAGAGCUGCCAUUUUGGUUCCACUGCUAACAACAGGCAGACUUUGAUCCAAGAUGGCUGCCGCUGUUUCCUCCAUCUGAGCGUGAGAAUCUGCUGACUAGAGAAGGUUAAAGGCCGCCCCUCUGUAAACACCUGUAAAGUGUAUUUUACUCCCCUGGGCUCAGCUGCAUUUUGUAGGACUUUUACACUUGUGCAGUUCCUCUGUAAAAAGACCAAAUGUUUGUUGACAAUCUUUCUAAUAAACAUAGAAUUCUGCAUAUACACCA